UGGCUCAGGUAGCCGCGUUGAGCUGUGUUCAGUUGAAGUCAGCGAGCAGCGCCUUGCGAAUCGAGUCUGCUUCACUUAAGCAGCUUGACCUCCAACCACCGGAGCUCGUCACACAGGAGCCGAGGGAAAGGACAAUAUCUCCUGCUCAAAGAUCGAACAGAAGCGACUCGAACUUCCACAGAUCCAAAGGCAAGAAAGAAAUCGCGCCAGUUAGAGAGAGGGGAUUGAAAUUCACACAAAAAAAGUUGCUGUAAACUCCUACGAAAGUUUGCAGAAGUUUCCAACCUCAGCUAUGAGUGCACGUCAGUGUUAAACCCGGACCCGGCUGCAAGUGACCGUAAACCAAACGCAAUUAUUUCAGUGUUGGAUGAGUUACUUUGUCGAACUAAGGGGUACUUGUGUGCAGCAAAAGAACCCGUUAGUGGUAACAGGGAACUCGGAAAGAAACACAAGCGAUCGCAACUCGGUAGACUGGGAGUAAGGGUUGAAUCUGUACGCUGUCUUUAGACAAGGCUGCUUAGAACAAAACAAAGCCGAAUCGGUGAGAAAAUCGUGAGCGCCCUGCGAGCUUUUCCAAGUAAGUUCACGUUUUUUUUCUGCAAUUCAUGUGGACAGCUGACCGUGAAAUGGCUGGACCGCGGUGCAACCAAACCAGGCUCUGACGUAGACUGAAACGGUGCCGAACAGAUGAAGUGACACUCGAUUUGAGAAGGAACUAGCACUGCUCCUCAUUUACCAAAAGGAAGGUACGGUAUUAAUCAAAAUUUAAAAUCUCAGAUUCAGUGCUCGAAAACCCAAAAAGUAACGUGUCAUAAGGCAGGGGUAGGAUAAAAAGGACUCCAGGACGGAAAGUGACAAAUCUGGAGAGAGAGAAAACCAGCCAGAGUAGGAAGGGACAGAGAUUGGCCGAAUGCGUGUGAGUGGGAAGUAAGUGAGUGGAAGUACUGGCGGAGGAGCGUCGAUCUCUCUGGGCUGGUGUUGCUCUGGAGUUAUGGCUCCCAACCUGAAAGAGCUUCAAUAACAGGUGCAACAUGCUCACACAAGCCAGCUUCAGUCCUCGCACUGACUUGGAAUCCUGAGAACCAACUCCGUGGGCAUUUUCAUCCUUAACAGCUUUAUUGCCAUCCAAUACACUGCUUUUCAAGAAAAGAAUUCCGAUUGGUUUAAAGAGCCUGAAAAUUUACCAGUAACUCGGAGCUGGAAAUGCAGAGUGCGGUGGCGGUGCGAUUACUGGCCCAGGGAGCGCUCCAUGCAGGGUUCACCCCGGCCGGUCUCACCAUGACUGGGCUUCGCCUUCUGUUGGCUGCCGCUUUACUAUCCAGUUUUUCCCAGAGUCUGGUUCAGGCAAACUCCUGGUGGUCUUUGGCUAUGAACCCAAUUCAACGGCCUGAGAUGUAUAUAAUUGGCGCCCAGCCUCUCUGCAGUCAACUGAACGGCCUGUCGCAGGGGCAGAGGAAAUUAUGCCAGUUGUACCAGGAUCAUAUGGUUUAUAUUGGAGAAGGGGCAAAAACAGGCAUCAGAGAAUGCCAGUACCAGUUCAGACAGAGGCGAUGGAACUGCAGCACCGUAGAUAACACCUCCGUGUUUGGAAGAGUAAUGCAGAUAGGGAGUCGGGAGACUGCUUUCACUUAUUCAAUAUCAGCAGCAGGAGUUGUGAAUGCCAUAAGUCGAGCGUGCCGCGAAGGGGAGCUCUCAACCUGUGGUUGCAGUCGUGCUGCCAGACCCAAAGAUCUUCCCCGAGAUUGGCUGUGGGGUGGCUGUGGAGACAAUGCAGAAUAUGGCUAUAGGUUUGCCAAAGAAUUUGUGGAUGCCAGAGAGAGGGAGAAAAAUUACCGCAAAGGUUCAGAAGAUCAUGCCAGGAUGUUAAUGAACCUACAAAACAAUGAAGCUGGCAGGAGGGCUGUGUAUAAUCUGGCAGAUGUGGCCUGCAAGUGCCAUGGUGUUUCCGGCUCCUGCAGCUUAAAGACGUGUUGGCUUCAAUUAGCUGAUUUCCGGAAGGUGGGUGAUCUGCUCAAGGAAAAGUAUGACAGUGCAGCUGCCAUGAAAAUCAACCGUAAAGGGAGGCUGGAACUGGUAAACAGUCGCUUCAAUCCUCCCACUGCAGAUGAUCUUGUUUAUCUUGACCAAAGCCCUGACUAUUGUGUGAAGAAUGAGACCACGGGCUCACUAGGCACUACAGGCCGCCUGUGUAACAAGACUUCAGAGGGAAUGGAUGGCUGUGAGCUAAUGUGUUGUGGACGGGGUUAUGACCAGUUCAAGACUAUGCAAGUCGAAAGAUGCUAUUGUAAAUUCCAUUGGUGCUGUUAUGUCAAAUGCAAAAAGUGCACCCAAAUAGUUGAUCAAUUUGUUUGCAAAUAAUUUAAGUAAAAAGGCCUUCUGAUCUAAUGAGUGCCCGGAAAGUCUACACUUGUCCAAAGCACUACUGCUAAUAUGGUGAAUGUAUGUGUCCUCAGACUUCAGAAGAGAAACAGAAUCACUUACCAGAUAAAAUGAACAGCUUUAUAAUCACUUAAUAUAUAUUAUAUAUAUAUAUAAAAUUAACUGGAUCUAGUUACUGCACUCUGCUUUUGGCCUCUUGGGCUCUCCUUGUACAAUGUAAAUGAGUGUAGCAUUAAUGACCAAGUCUUGUCUGCUGACUAUUUAUUGAAGAUGAGGUCACAAAAUUUUGCAUUCUGACCUAAUUUAAUUCAGUUUUCAAAGCCAGCUUCUGUCUUCAGCAUUUUUACCAGCUAUUUCACUACAGUACCACAUCUGUUGUAAAUAACACCGAUAGCGGGGACUGCUCACAAACAAGGAACCCUGCAAGUGAACCUAAAGUGAGAGGAAAGAGAUCCUGUGGGUAUCGGUUUACCUUAAUUCAUUUUAAGUUACCUAAUAAUUUUCUCUUUCAAAUAGCUGUAAGUGUAUUUUGUGUUUUGCAACCUAAUAACCUGCACUGUUGUUCUGCAAAAUUUAUUAUCCAUCUUGGCAAGGUACUUUUAACUUACAUUCUGCACAAAUGUGUAUAUAUGCUUGUACUUAAAAUAUGUGCCAGAAUGAAAAUAGGCAUGCAACUACAUUUAUACUGCAACUUUGAUUUGUGCAAAGAUACAUAUUUUAAGAUUAAAUAUCUUUUGGUUGCAUAGAAUGUUAUAAAUAUUAUUUCUCUCUAAUAAUAGUUAAAAUUUAAAAGUGGAAACACAGAUUUAAAAUAAAAUGUGGGGAUUGGGAAUGUGCAUACUACAUCUGUGGGAAUUAAAACCAAAUGAAAAACCAUAUUCAAUAAAAAAAAAUUCUUAGAAAGCUAAAAUUCAAAUGAUGAGUGUCCUAAAACAACAGAACCAUCUUUUCAUAUGUCUUUAUCUGUUGACUUUGAAUGAGACUUGAAUUUAUUAGUUUUUGUUUUCCUGAACAGAUAAGGAUGUAAAUUCUGAAAGUAUCAAUGAGAAUCUGUUCAUACCAAACUCAUAGAGCCAAAGAGCAGGAGUAAGUCAUCUUUGAGUCUGCUCUGUCAUUCAGUACUAUUACCCUAAUGUCAUUUUGCUGUUUGCUCUUCAUACCCCCAAAUGCUUUUGUGCCACCCUUUUCUCCUCCUUAAAUAUAUUAAGCAACUUUGCCUUCUAUGGUAGAGAUUUACACAGGUUCUCCAUCCCUUGAAUGAAAACAUUUCUCUUUAUAUCAACCCUAACUGUUACACUUCAAUCCUGAGACUUGCACCCCACUUGACAGGGACAGGAAAACAUCCUGCAUCUAAUUAUUCGACCCAAUCUCUCCUCUUAAAACAUUCCAAGAACGAAUCUGAUUAGCUUUUCUCAAUAGCAUGUGUACCCUUUCUUACUGUGGGAGAUCAAAAUGGCACACAAUACUGCAGGUAUGCUCAUUAAGGUCCUGUAUAGUUGUAGUAAAGCAACUUUGCCUCUGUAUGCAACACCUUUGUCUUAUCUGCUUGUUUUACCUGCGUGUUAGCAUUUAGUGACCAAUCUACAUGGACACCUUUGUACAUCAGCAUAUCUCAGACUAUCACUAUUUAAAUACUACUCUGUUUUCUAUUUUUCCUACAGAAGCUUGAGCCUUGGGUCUAAAUCCCAUCCAGUUUAAUGUUAUUGGCAAUCUUAGAAACAUUACAUAUUACAAAUAAUUCAAUGUGUAUUGCAGAUAGCUGGGGUCCAGGUAUGGAUCCCAGUGGGUAAUGCUCUGCCACCAUGGGAAAGAAUCAUUUAAUUCCUGCUCUGUUUCUUGAGUGUCAAGUAACAUUUUAUGUACAAGUUUAUCAGUGGCCUUCUAAAAAUCCAAAUACACCACGUUGUCUGGUUUUCCCUUAUCCUCCUGCUCAAAAACUCCAGUAAAUUUGUCAAUCACAAUUUCCUUUUCAUAAAUCAAAGUGAUCUAAUCCCAUUGUUAAUUUGCAAGAGUCAAUUAUGAUAUCCCUUAUAAGUGCCUUUUGCAUUUUCUCUCACUGCUGAUAUUAGGUCAGCCUUCAAUUUGUAGGAACUAUUUCUCAAUAUAUUGAAUUAUGAAAGACAAUAACCAAUAUAUCCAUUGUUUCUAUGGCUAUUUCUUUUAAGUACUCCAGAUUGCACCUGUGCACUUAUGGGCUUAACUUCCAGCACCUACCCCCGCCCUGUAUUAUUAACUCCCUUCACUCUUCCUUAUAUAGUGGGUGGAAUAUUUGUGACAUCGAGCAGCCACACACCUAUGUGCUAAUGCACUAUCUGCAAAAAGUUUGAAAUUGGGUGAAAGAAUGGAAGAACUGUUCAGCAUUUGUGGAAGUUGAUUGAAGAAGUCUUUUUGCAAUUUAAUUGUUUACAUUUUAUUAGAAUGAUUAGGUUUUACUAUUUAAUAUUUUUUUAACCUCGCAUAUCUGCAUUUCAUUUCAAUGCAAAAAACAAACAAGCCAUUCACUUGUGUCACUGUCUGGAUUGAAGAAUAAAAAUUGUUAAUGAUACUUUUUAAAUCACACAGGUGUGGUAGCUAUAAAUUAUUUAACAAAGUCUAAUUAGAUAACAACACUCUCUUCAUGGCGUUCUUACCUCAAACAACUUUAAUAAAGAUUUUUGGAGAAUUCUUUAUAUUCUUGGUUAUUUUAGUUAAUAUUUGAUAGUUUGGCAUUGUAGAAUAUUGAAUAUAUCAUGUUAAUUUGUUACUUCAUUCCUACUGUUCAUUGCUCCACCCACUAAAAUAAGCUUUUUUUUUGUAACAAAGUUUACAUCCUCUAGCUUUUAAAAUACAAAACAUGCAUUACAAUAAUUAAAUAAUUAGACAGAUUACCCAUCAUAAUUCUGAACAGAGUGGGCAACCCAGGAGUUUUGAAUUAACUUGGUUUUGAAUCCAACUAAAACUAAUGGAAAAGUAAAUCGUAUGACUUACUUGAGACAGGUUGAGAAAUAUUUUGCCAAUUUAUUAUUUUUUAUAACCAAUUAGAAUAUCGUUCUUGAGAAGCCAUAACCAUUAUGUAACCAUUAGGGACAUAGGAAUGUUAAGAAAUGUCAAAACUGAUGUUCUCUUAAACUUUGGGUUGUAGCAGAUUGCAACAACCAAACCACAUGCUGCAAGGCCAAACCAGUUUAGGUUUGCACUGUUGGUAAUUAUUCUUGGAUUUGCAAUCUCAUCAUACUUGGUUUAGAGACAACAAAAGUAGACUGCAAUAAGAGAAAGCUGAGAGCAACAAUAAUGGCGAGGCAAGGGACGGGCCAGUUCAGAUCUCUGUUCUGUGCUGAGCUACGCUGACCUAUGGGACUUCAGUUCAGAAUGCCAUUUGUUUGUGGUUACUGUAUCCAUGACGUGUUUUUUUUCUCUGCACAUUGGGUAUUUUACAUUCUUUUUUUAUGGGUUCUUUUUAUGGGCAUGACGUGUUUUUAUUCUCUGCACAUUGGGUGUUUGACGGUGUUUUUUUAACACAUGGGUUCCCUUGGGUUUCUUCGUGUCAUGGCUGCCUGUUAGGAGUCGAGUCUCAAGGUUGUAUAAGGUAUAUGUACUUUAAUAAUAAAUGUACUUUGAACUUUGAAUGGGGUCAGUGAGGAAAUAACAGUGGGAGUUCGUAAGCAAUACUGUAAUGAACAGCCACAGGUAACAUUUCCUAAAUAGAGGCCUUAUUGGUAGUCUGUACUUUUUUCUAAUGUUGGUUUGUACAGUCUUACUUUGUUCUUAUAACAUUUAACAACAGCAACUCAAAUAGUAUGACACAAAAAUUAAAGUUCAAAGGUUCAAAGUAAAUUUAUUAUCAAAGUACAUAUAUGUCACCAUAUCGGACUCUGAGAUACAUUUUCUGGCAAACAUACUCAAUAAAUGUAUAGAAUGAUAACCAUAACAGAAUCCGUGAAAUACCACAGCAACUAGGUGUUAAACCAGAGUGCAAAAGAUAAACUCUGCAAAUACAAAAAGAAAUAAUAAUAAAUAAAUAAGCAAUAAAUAUCAAGAACUUGGGAUGAAUGCUUGAAAGUGAAUCUAUUGGUUGUAGGAACGUUAUAAUAAUAGGGCAAAUGAAGUUGAGUGAAGUUCAGAAUCAGGCUUAUAUCAUUGGUAUGUGAUGUGAAAUUUGUUAACUUAACAGCAGCAGUUCAAUGCAAUACAUAAUCUAGCAGAGAGAGAAAAAAAUAAAAUAAAACAUAAUAAACAAAUAAAUCAAUUAUGUAUAUUGAAUAGAUUAAUAAAAAAUGUGCAAGAACAGAAAUACUAUAUAUUAAAAAAUGGAGGUAGUGUCCAAAGCUUCAAUGUCCAUUUAGGAAUUGGAUGGCAGAGGGGAAGAAGCUGUUCCUGAAUCACUGAGUGUGUGCCUUCAGGCUUCUGUACCUCCUACCUGAUGGUAACAGUGUGAAAAGGGCAUGCCCUGGGAGCUGGAGGUCCUUAAUAAUGGACGCUGCCUUUCUGAGGCACCGCUCCCUGAAGAUGUCCUGGGUAGGCUAGUACCCAAGAUGGAGCUGACUAGAUUUAUAACCUUCUGCAGCUUCUUUCAGUCCUGUGUAGUAGCCCCUCCAUACCAGACAGUGAUGCAGUCUGUCAGAAUGCUCUCCAUGGUACAACUAUAAAGAUUUUGAGCAUAUUUGUUGACAUGCCAAAUCGCUUCAAACUCCUAAUAAAGUAUAGCCACUGUCUUGCCUUCUUUAUAACUACAUCAAUAUGUUGGGACCAGGUCUAGGAGCUUAUUGAUUAGUUUUGAGGGGAUGAUGGUGUUGAAUGCUGAGCUCUAGUUGAUAAGGAGCAUUCUGAUGUAUGCAUCUUUACUGUCCAGAUGUUCCUGGGUUGAGUGAAGAGCCAAAGAGAUGGCAUCUGCUGUGACCUGCCACUCUGUCAGGCAAAUUGGAAUGGAUCUAAGUUACUUCUCAGGCAGGUUCAUCACCAACAUCUCAAAGCACCUCAUCACUUUGGAUGCUGGAUGAUAGUCAUUAAGACAGGAUUCUUCUUGGGCACCAGUAUAAUUGAAGCUUGCUUGAAGCAAGUGGGCAUUUCAGACUGCUGAAGUGAGAGAAUAAAGAUCUCAGAGAACACUUCAGCCACUUGAUCAGCACAGGUCCUUAGUAUUUGGCCAGGUACCCUGAUUGGCUAGAUGCUUUUUGUAGAUUCACCCUCCUGAAAGCUGCUCGCAUAUUGGCCUCAGAGACUGAAAUCAUAGGAUCAUAAAGAAAUAAAAUUACUUUAUGUUGGGAAAAAUAGUAGAGAAUUGAAUUCAAGCCUUUAACCUAACACGGAUUGAUUAGUAAAAAGAUUGUAAUUGUUUAAUAUUCAGCUGAGAGUGGACAUAUGUGAUUUGUGUCUAGGGAGAACUUCUAUUGGCAUGUGGAGCAAAACCUUUUGUUAGAUACAACUUUGCUGUUGUAUUAACAAUUUCGUCCUUUUGGCAUGAGGCAUGAGGCAUCUUGGACUCCAGUAGUUUAAUCUGGAUCAGUUACCUUCCAGACAGAAGGCCCUGCCCCAGUCUCCAAACCAUCCCCUGACAAUCAGAAAAGCCCCGCUACCAGUUUGCCAGCUAGAAGGCUACAUUGGUUUUUAUUAUGAGUUUUAACACUCAUAAUAUCUUUUUAAAAUUUAAGUAAAUAGUUAAUAAAAUUACAAAUUGUCAAAGCAUUUUCAAACAAGUACUAAUUACACCUUAAAAUUAAUGUAAUUUUCUAAUAACAAUAACUUCCGUGUUUUCUCCUAAACCUAAUUCUUUACAAUCCCCACUGAAAACAAAUGUGUUCCCAUAUUCACGACACACCUCCCUAGCGUAAUACAAAAGAAUCUCAGCAGGCUAGCUUUUCCAUUAACGUAUUGGAAUCCAGUUCAUUUCCGAAAAGAUAGGUUUGACCUUCUCAAUUAAACAUUUGAUAUAUACAUUGAAGCCAGUGCUUACUGCUAUUUACAGGUUAAACACUGCAGGUUCUCUUUGUCACUGCUCGAGUCAGCUAGUGAGUUCCAGUGCAAUAAAAAUAAAUGUUGUUUGGAAAUUUAUUGAAUGACUGUUAAUGUGGCUUUUGCAAAACUAUUUGUGAGAGACGUCUGUAGAAUUAAUAUACUAUAAUUUUCAAAUAUUUAAUUUCUUACCAUAUAAUGUUUGAUUAGUUGACAAGUUGAACAGUGACCUGUUUAUUUAUUGGGUAGAUUAGUAUAAAUUGAUAGAAAAUAGUGCAAUCACACCUUAUUCAUCUUUACAUUGCUAAAAUAAAGUAUAUACUGUAGCUCUGGUCACAAAGUUAGAUGCAAUAACAUUUUGGAGAUUUUGGAAAAGAUUGACAAGGAUGAUGCUCAGUCCAGCAAAAUGCAAUUAUGAAGAAGAUUGGUUAGACUGGGUUGUUUUCUGGAAUAGGGGAGGUUGAAGGAUACUUCGAGAAGUAUAAAUGUAUAUGGAACUUGUGUAUUGGGAGGCACAAUGACACCGCUCAUAGAGUUGCUGCUUCACAAUCCUUUGGCCUGGGUUUAGAUCUGACCUCAAUGAUACCUGUGGAGAAUUUGCAUGUUUGCCUUUUAACAGCACAGACUUUUUCAGUGCAAUCCAUUUCCUUCCCACACCAAGGACAUGUGCACUAGACACUAAAUGAUGUGUGGUGUGGGUAAACAGAAGUAUUUGGGGCAAUUUGAUGGGAAUAUGGAAAGAACGAGAUAGGUGUAUAGUUGGUACUUGAUGGCUGGUGCGAACUUGGUGAGAAAAAGGGUUGGCUCUAUACCCCAGUUUUAUGGUUUCAACAUUCAGAUACCUUUUUCUUUCCAAUUGAAUUAUUUGUCUACAUUAAACAUGCAAGAAAACUGUACUUACCACACUUUUGAAAUUCAGUUCUAUGGAGCUCAAAAUAAAUAAACUACUGUACUGCAUGUUUAGCAUGUGUAAUACCAACGGUAUAAGAUAACGUAUCUGUGUAACAUACCUGUAACACUUGUUCCUUCGCUGUUGCUGUUAAACAAUUGAUUAGCUUUUGCUAGUUUUCUACUCUUCAAAUAGGUGACUUCUUAACAGCUAGUUGUUAAAUUCUACAGCAUUGAUUUCACUCCUUCAGAAUGACAUCUAUCUGCAUAAUUUAGCAGAAGCUUCAGUGUAAACUAAUCCCCCAGAAUCUGUCUCCACAAACAAACUCCCCCUCUGCAGCUUUUUCAACAACUCAGUAAAAUGUAUGAAGUGAAUCUAGUAAGAAGUUGGUAAGUACAAGUUGCCGUGGUGUAUUGAAGUCAACCUCCUUAUCAUCAUUCCACCUCCCCCACAGUACAUAUCAUCAAAACCAUAGGUAAUCUGAUAACUGGAAUAAGGCCCUGAGAAAGAGGAACAAAAGUAAACCAUUCAUCUCAUCAAGUCUGCUCCAUUUAAACAUGGUUGAUAUUUUUGUUCACCACUUUUCUCUGGCCUUCUCCUCAUAAUCAAAAAUGCCCUUACUUAUAAAUAACCUGUCAAUUUCUGCCCUAAAUAAACAUAAUGGCUUGGCCUCCACAGCCCUCUAUGGUAAUAAAUACCACAAAUUCAGCACCCUCUGAAGAAAUUCCUCUGAAUUUUAGUUCUAAAGGGACGCCUGUAAGUUCUGAGUCUGUGGCUCAGAACCCAGACUUUUCCACUGACAUCCUCUCCACUCUCCACUAGAUAUUUCAGUGUUCUGUAGGUUUCAGUGAAGUCCACCCCAUCUCCUUAUCCUUCUGAACUGAAUUCCAUUGAAUACGUGCCCAGAGGUAUCAAAUGAAAGAGAGUGCUAGUGUUGGCCAAUGAUGUGAAAUCCCAUUAACAUUUAGUUACUUAAGUUUCUCAUUUUUACUUAUCCCUUAAUUUUCUAAUAUAUCUGGCAAGUUUUGUACACCUUGCUCUUUGAAAACACACAAAUUAUUUGGUUAAUUCUUCUGUUUAUUUAUUUUAUUUAGAGAUACAGCUUGGUAACAGGCCCUCCACCUAAUGAGCCCAAUUCCACCUACUUGUCCAAUUAAGCUACUAACCUGUACGUCUUUGGAAUGUGGGAGAAAACUGGAGCACCUGGAGAAAACACACGAUCAUGGGAAGAACAUUAAAACUCCUUACAACAGCAAUAGAAAUGAACCCAGGUGACUGGGGCUGUAACAGAGUUACACCAACCACUAUGCUACCACGGCAUCCCCAAAUAAGCAACUUCCUUAAUUCCCUUCAUAAGUUCUUUCAUUGCUGUCUGUGUCCAUAUUUGGCAUUGUUAAUCUUUUUGUUACAGAUUUUUAAAAGCUCUUACAGUCCAUUUUAUGCUUCUACCUUCCUUUAUCAAUUUCUUAAUCCUCCUUUGCAGAGUUCUAAAAUGCUCACAUCUCAGGUUUACUGUUAAUUCUGCUGCCUUCAUAAACAUUUUCCUUACAGGAGGAAAAACAACCCUUUAAAUUAUUUGUUUCAAAUGUUACGGUUUUUAAAUUUCUGAAUAACAUCAACAUAUAGAGUUAAGAGGCAGUUUUAGCAGCAGCACACCCAGGUUUAUCUUCUGUCAAUCAGGUCUGACAGGAUGUCUUACAGGUGGGGCCUUCAAGAUUCUGAGGGUAGUUAAUCUCUUCAAAGUAUACUUUUGCAUAAUCUUACUUAAAGUACAGUAGCUCAAAAUGACAAAUUGUACUGGGAAAAGAAUAGUAUAUUGUCCAUGUUUUUGGUAAAUGAAAUAAUUUUUGAUGUCAAAAAUCUGGGUAAAUGAAAUAUUCUUUUGAUACAAGAAAACUUUUGAAAUCUGCCUAAUUUUGAUCCUGUGGGAAAAUUGCAACAAUAAGUUGCUAAACUGUCUCUGGAAGAGCCAAAGACAAUCUGAUUGCAUCAUUGUGUCUGUGCAACUGUGGCUUCCACUCAAGGAUAAGAAAACUUCUAACUAUAGAAUUUUUAUUGUUCAAAGAUGCUUGCAUUCAAAGCUACUGAAUAAUAUGCCGGAAUCAACAGGACCUGUGGUUUUUAAAAAAUCAGAUUAGCUUUGAAGUACAGGUUUUCAUGUUACAUCUGGAGUCAAAUAGCCAAUUGGUCCAAAUUGUAAAAUGAUUGCAAACCUCUAAGCAAUGUGUGAUACUAACCUGACCUGACCGAUACACGUAGAUUACCACUGUCUGUACUUCUGCUAUAAUUUAGUAUUUCUACACAUAAUUUUUUAUGAGAAUGUAGAAAAUGUUAUUAAAUAUCUUCACUUCUGCAGAUAUUUAUGAUGAUCAGGAACCUGACCUGAUGGCGCUGGUGAUGUACAGUGACAUUUUAUGGGCAGCAUACAAAACUACUAGACACUCUGCUAGAUACUGCAGCCUGUAAUUUCCCUUAAAGAAAUGCACUUUUGAACUGUUGAUGUGACUAGUGAUUUUACGAUCUCCUGAAGAAUUUGGAGAUUCUGCAGGUAUGCUGCUCGUCAGGUGCGCCAUCGUUGGGGGUGGUCGCUACGCGAAGAUUAACCCAAUGCUCAGCUCCAUUACUUCAUGCCCAAGAGCAGAAUAUGAACAGGUAGUCAGCACUGUCUGCCUGCAUUUGACCCAUCUCCCUCUAUUCUCACUUCUACCAUCCCGGAAGUGCAGGAGUCUUGAUCCCACACUGCCAGGUUCAGGAGUAGUUGUUACCCUGUGGCCAUUGGGCUCCUGGACCUCCGCGCUGAACUGACUCCACAGUUGUGGACUCACUUCCAGAGACUCUGUAGCUCAAGCUCCAUGUGCUAUCUGUCUGCUUAUUUUCACUAUUUGCACCAAUGGCCCUGUUUUGCACAUUGGGUCUCUGUCAGUCUCUGUCGAGUGCAGUUUUCAUGUAUUCUAUUGUGUUUCUUUGUUUUGCUGGUGUCUGCAAAAAGAUGAACUUAAAGUUUGUAUAUGGUGUACAUUAUUAAUAAAUUUGAAUUUUGAUCUUUGAA
Messenger RNA from Hypanus sabinus (Atlantic stingray), 12245 nucleotides. RefSeq names its product wingless-type MMTV integration site family, member 5b (gene wnt5b). Gene Ontology annotation, cellular component: extracellular region. The coding region runs from base 1204 to 2358 and encodes 384 amino acids. The transcript is spliced from 5 exons. The record is from RefSeq and is a predicted model, not a curated record. Gene Ontology annotation, biological process: neuron differentiation; canonical Wnt signaling pathway; multicellular organism development. NCBI's taxonomy places the organism in Eukaryota, Metazoa, Chordata, Chondrichthyes, Myliobatiformes, Dasyatidae. Gene Ontology annotation, molecular function: frizzled binding; cytokine activity.